Panonychus citri (citrus red mite) is the source of this 1869-nucleotide messenger RNA. RefSeq lists its product as uncharacterized. Lineage: Eukaryota; Metazoa; Arthropoda; Arachnida; Trombidiformes; Tetranychidae. The record is from RefSeq and is a predicted model, not a curated record. Gene Ontology annotation, molecular function: protein binding.
CAAUGUGACUAAGAGUUUAAAUUUAUUUCUCCAUUGUUUUUUCACCUCGACCAUUGACUUUUUUUUAUUAUUUUCUAUAAUUAUUUAGAGUUUUUCUAUCGUUUUCCUUUUAUUCUGAGUCGUCAUUUUUCUCUUUUCCACCAUGUUCAUCACAAAUAAGAAUAUUGCUGAAAGCCUUGUCCGGUCUCUUCAGAAUAGUUUCAACAGUCAAACAAAUUGUGAGAUUACAUUGAUGUGUGAUGGUAAAAACAUCAAGUGUCACCGUCAUGUUCUGGUUUUACACUCAAUACACUUCAGUAAUUUAUUUAAAGAACAGAAAGAUUUUCCCAACACCAUUGCCGUAGUGAAUAUGAAAUUUAAUCAUCUCAAGGCCAUAUUAGAUUAUAUGUAUUUUGGACGUAUUAAACUUCAAGAGGAUUCUGAUGAAAUGAAUCAAAUAAUUAAAUGUGCUGAGGAUCUUGGACUGUCUGCAUUAGUUACUUUCAUUACUGAUUUUCUUAAAAGCUCAUCAAAGCAUAAACUCAAUGGUUCCAGUGGUAAUCUUUCAAAUAGUGUUUUAAAUGGAGAUGAAGUACUUGUAAAAAGAAAGCGUACUUCGGAUAUUGACAAUACUCCACGGGUCCAUGAUAAAAAGAGAAAGCCUGAAGUCGAUAAUGUUAAACUUAAAGGAGAAGAAGCUGAUAGAAUUCAAGAAGAAGCUGUAAGAAAAGCCGAAGAAAAGAAAAAACAACUGGAAGAAGAAGAAGCUAUAAGAAAGCCGAAGAAAAAGAAGCUACAAGAAGAAGAAGCUGCUAGAAAAGCAGCAGAAAAGAAGAAGGAGGAACAAGAAGCUGCAAGAAAAGCCGAAGAAAAGAGAAGACAACAAGAAGAAGAAGAAGCUGCCAGAAGAGCCGAAGAGAAAAAGAAACAAGAAGAAGAAGCCGCACGAAAGGUCGCAGAAAAGAAAAGGCAACAGGAAGAAGAGGAAGCUGCUAGAAAAGCCGAAGAGGAGAAAAAUAAGAAAACCACCAAAUGUGACGAAUCAGCUUCAACAAAAAGCUGCGCUGUUUGUAAUAAACAGUAUAAAGACAACAUUGACCACAAGAAAUUACCUGAGGGUUAUACAUUUGACAAGAAAUGUGUAGUACCCGGAUGUGGAAAAUCAUUACCCUUCCGUCGAGCACUUAAUGAUCAUCUACUAAGAGCUCAUAAAUUGGAUGUUUGUGAUGGUUAAACUUACCUCGUCUCUCAUUUUGAAUUUAACACUUUUUUUUCACCUCAAAUUAAUUCCACGUGAAAAAAACCAACAACUCCACUAAACUCGAACCAAAAUGAAAACAAAAAGUAUCAUGUAAAUAGAUGAAAAUUUUUUAAUUAACAUGGACAAUUAAAUCAUCACCAAAUGAGCUGAAUUGAUUGAUCUCCAAUUUUCACCAAUCAACAAAAUGUACAAAAUCAAUCACACAGGAAUCAAUCGUAACCUUGCAGUUAACAGUUUAAACAAAGAUUUUUGAAACAUUUGAAGGUGAGUCCAAUUAGACUAUAAUAAUAAUAGUCUAAUUGACUCUCGAAUUAGGUUAAUUAACCAUUCACAUAAACUGAAUCAAUAAAAUUCAGUCGAAACAAUCAACUUGCAGCCCAACGGAUAUAUAAUUGUUUUCCUCCUCUUCCUUUGUUGUUAUGGAAAUGCCUUGAACCCUUUAAUAAGAUAAUACUAAUGUUCAUGUUGUAACAAUUGAUUGAAAAGUUAACCAUCAAGUUAAUCAUGAUGAUAAGCUUCAAUUAAGAAUCAUAUUUCCCUGAUUACACACGAGAAAUUGAUUGAUUAUCAUUGAAGCUGAUCAAUAAUGUGAAUUCAUAAGACAAAGUAAAUUGAUUGUAAUACGAAAA